Messenger RNA from Glycine soja, 1542 nucleotides. RefSeq names its product ammonium transporter 3 member 1-like. Gene Ontology annotation, biological process: ammonium transmembrane transport. The transcript has 3 exons. Gene Ontology annotation, cellular component: plasma membrane. Gene Ontology annotation, molecular function: ammonium channel activity. Bases 72 to 1520 code for a protein of 482 amino acids. The record is from RefSeq and is a predicted model, not a curated record. Lineage: Eukaryota; Viridiplantae; Streptophyta; Magnoliopsida; Fabales; Fabaceae.
AACUCCACCACACCAUCCAGAAAAUUUUCGAAAUUCUCGAGUGACAUUAAUUUGGUUUCAUUAUUAUUACUAUGAGUUCUAGUUCUUAUGAUAUCCCUUUGCCAUCGUCCCUUUUGCCAAGCGAGGCAUCGCCGGAGUGGAACAACAAAGCAGACAACGCGUGGCAGCUCACGGCGGCAACCCUAGUGGGCCUCCAGAGCGUUCCCGGGCUCGUGAUCCUAUAUGGCAGCAUGGUAAAGCGCAAAUGGGCCGUGAACUCGGCGUUCAUGGCCCUGUACGCCUUCGCGUGUGUGCUCAUUUGUUGGGUUUCAUGGGCACACCGCAUGGCGUUCGGGGCCAGGCUUUUACCCUUUGUGGGAGCGCCCAACCAUGCCUUGGCCGAGAAGUUUCUCCUCGCAAAGUCAACAAUUGGGUAUUUUCCAAUGGCUGACUUUGUGUUCUACCAGUUUGCUUUUGCCGCAAUUACUCUUGUGUUGCUUGCAGGGUCCUUGCUUGGGAGAAUGAACUUCUAUGCGUGGAUGAUGUUUGUCCCUUUGUGGCUUACGUUGUCUUAUACCGUUGGUGCCUUCAGCAUAUGGGACGAUGAUGGGUUCCUUCAGGGAAAAAUAAUUGACUAUGCUGGUGGGUUUGUCAUUCAUUUGUCUUCUGGCGUUGCGGGUUUCACAGCUGCUUAUUGGGUUGGUCCAAGAAUUUCACAGGACAGGCAAAACUUUCCACCAAACAACAUAAUUCACGUGCUUGGAGGUGCAGGGUUUUUGUGGAUGGGUUGGACAGGUUUCAAUGGUGGAGCUCCAUUUCAAGUGGGAGAAAUCGCAUCCUUGGCCAUUUACAAUACCCAUCUUUGCACUGCCACAAGCCUACUCGUUUGGCUUACGCUUGACAUGAUUGUAUAUACCAAGAGCUCAGUCAUAGGUGCUGUCCAGGGAAUGAUCACUGGCCUCGUCUGCAUCACACCAGGUGCAGGCUUGGUGGAUCCAUGGGCAGCAGUAUUGAUGGGAGCAUUGUCUGGUUCCAUUCCAUGGUACACAAUGAUGGUGCUACACAAAAAAUCCGCAUUCUUUCAAAGUGUAGAUGACACAUUAGGAGUCUUUCACACUCAUGCUGUGGCUGGUCUUCUUGGGGGUAUCCUUUCUGGCGUGUUUGCCAAACCCGACCUUCUAAGAAUAAUGUAUCAAGAUACAAAUUAUUGCCCCGGCUUAUUCUACACCUUUUUUAAGGGGGAAGUGGACCAUGGCUUUAGGCAAAUUUGGUACCAAUUACUUGGAGCAGGUUUUAUUAUUGUUUGGAAUGUUGUUAUUACUAGCCUCAUUUGUAUUCUCAUAAGCCGCAUUGUGGAUCUUAGGAUGAAAGAAGAGGAUCUUGAGGUUGGUGAUGAUGCUGCCCAUGGGGAAGAAGCAUAUGCAUUGUGGGGUGAUGGAGAGAGAAUGAGGAUCCCUCUUCGUCUUCAUAUAGGUCCAACAAUUCCUUCCUUGUGCCGAAAAAGGUUUUCAAUUCCUCUCACUAGGAAAGAAGGAGAAUAGAUGUUGCAUACUUGCAUUUGCA